This is a messenger RNA of Pseudopodoces humilis (Tibetan ground-tit), 1698 nucleotides long. The record is from RefSeq and is a predicted model, not a curated record. Lineage: Eukaryota; Metazoa; Chordata; Aves; Passeriformes; Paridae.
AUGGCGGCGGCGCCGCGGUCCGGGGGGCGGCGGCGGCCUGGAGCUGUCCUGCUACGGCUGCUGGCGGUGCUGCUGCUGGCGGGCGCGGCGGGCGCCGGGCAGCGCUCCAAAUGGCGGCUGCCUGUGCUCCUGGGGAAGAAGUUUAGCUUUGGGAAGAUUCUCUUCAGCAACACCACCAUUUUCCUGAGAUUUGAAGGAGAUGAAAAAGCUUGUGAACCUUCCCAGGGUUUCAAUGUUACUUGGUACUUAAGAUACUCUGACUGCUACAAUGAAGUCUUCAACUUUGGGGAUGAACAAGCAGAUAACUAUUUUGGGACUACAGCUGAAGAGCAUCCCGGUUGGUCAGGAUACUAUGCCACUGCUUCUCUCCUCUUUUUUAACUGCUCUGAGCUCUUCAGGCCUCAGAUUUUCUAUAAAGAAUUUGUUCAUCCAGAGCCUCUCUCUCCUGAGAAACAAGAGGGCUUAAAAGAGAAGAAGGAGAGUGCAGGAAAUCACACGAUGGUGACAGAUAAAACUGCAUUGAAUGCUGUUAUCAAAACUUGGCGAGAUGGGCCAUAUAUAUUUAUUGUGCAAAUUGCACUUAUAACUGCAAAGGAUUCUACUGCCAGACUUAAAAGAGCUGAGAGAACAACACCUUCCACGUAUCAGAACAAGCUCUUUACAAUGACAGUAGAACUGAAGGGGCCGUAUGAGUAUCUUUCACUUGCAGACUACCCUCUGAUGAUUUUUUUCAUGGUGAUGUGUAUUGUGUACGUAUUCUUUGGGGUUCUGUGGCUUGCAUGGUCAGCCUGUUACUGGCGGGAUCUCCUGAGGAUCCAGUUCUGGAUUGGUGCCGUUAUCUUCCUGGGAAUGCUCGAGAAAGCGGUUUUCUAUGCUGAGUUCCAGAACAUCCGCUACACGGGCGAAUCCGUUCAAGGAGCAGUAAUACUUGCAGAACUUCUUUCUGCUGUGAAGCGCUCAUUGGCUCGAACUCUGGUCAUCAUAGUCAGCCUGGGAUAUGGGAUAGUCAAGCCUCGCCUUGGAGUGACUCUUCACAAAGUAGUUAUGGCUGGAGCCCUUUAUCUGUUAUUUUCUGGCAUGGAAGGUGUUCUUAGAGUCACAGGGGCCCAGAAUGAUCUUGCCUCCUUGGCUUUUAUUCCCCUGGCUUUCCUAGAUACUGCCCUGUGCUGGUGGAUAUUCAUCAGCUUGACUCAAACAAUGAAGCUGCUAAAGCUUCGAAGGAAUGUUGUGAAACUGUCUUUGUAUCGGCACUUCACCAACACACUCAUCUUGGCGGUAGCAGCAUCUAUUGUAUUCAUCAUCUGGACAACCAUGAAGUUCAGGCUGGUAGACUGUCAGUCGGACUGGCAAGAGCUAUGGGUGGAUGAUGCCAUCUGGCGUUUAUUGUUUUCAAUGAUCCUUUUUGUCAUCAUGAUUCUGUGGAGACCAUCUGCUAACAACCAAAGGUUUGCUUUCUCACCACUGUCAGAAGAGGAGGAUGAUGAUGAGCAGAAAGAGCCAAUGUUAAAGGAAAGCUUUGAGGGAAUGAAAAUGAGAAGUACAAAGCAAGAACCAAACGGGAAUGUAAAAGCAAACAAAGUUCAAGAGGAUGACCUGAAGUGGGUUGAAGAGAACGUUCCUUCAUCAGUGACAGAUGUUGCUCUUCCAGCUCUUCUGGAUUCAGAUGAGGUUAGUAAGGAAAUCUUCAGUUCAAAUUAG